CGUUCUCUCCGUUCUCUCUGUUCUCUCUCUCUGUUCUCUCUGUUCUCUGGUUCUCACCAUCUUCAUCAUGAGGAAGGUGCAGCCGUUCACCAUCGGCACCAAACUGUCCGUCCACAGCCCCACACCUGACCUCCACCUGUGUAGACCCUCGGUGACCUCACAGCCAGCAUCAUCAUCAUCAGUGCAGGCGGAGGCUGAGCUGAGAGAAGAAGACACGGUGAUGAAGAGCACCUGUGAACCCCUGUACGUCCUCGUCCUCCUCGUCCUCCUCACUUCCUGGUGUAGUUCAGUGUGUAUUGUGUGUGUGUCUGUGUGUUGUAGCCCUCGACAGGAAGUGAACCUCGCUCUUGAAGUUUCUUUGUUUUACCAACGAGCUGAUGCCAUCCUGAGUGACCUCAGCAGGACUCUGAGCCAAUCAGAGAACACCACACAGUGUCUGAGCGAAACGUCUCGACACGAUGAUGACAUCACUGCUGACAUCACAGUGUUGGACAGGUGUGCCCAUCAUCUGUCUGAGCUUCAUCCAACGCUGACAGCCAGAGUCAGACUCAAACUGGAGGAGGUGAGAACCUGCUGGGCUCUGCUGCAGCGGCGACACAGUGUGAAGCUUUCACGUCCUCCAGAAGCCCUUUGUCCACAGUUUGGACAUAGACAGAAAGAACCAGGACGAGAACCACCAGGCAGCAGCACAUUGGACAAGGUCAGAGAACUGCUACAGAGGAAGAGAGAAGGAAAGAAGGAGGCAGAAACGAAGUGUGAAGAAGGGAAAGAAAAACCUCCACCUUCAGAGUCCAGCCAUCACACACUGACAGCAGCAACAGAAGAAGGAGAGAGCUCAGUGACUCUGUCUCACCGAGUCUCACCUGAAAGGUUUGAUCAGCCUCAGCCCAGCAGCAUCAGUGUCUUCCUGAAUUUUGACCCUCAGACAGAGGGAAACCAGGGUCAGCUGACUCCACCUCCAACACACCUGGUGAACAGGUGUGUUCAGGUGACAGGUGAGAGCAGUGAGACUCAUCACUCAGGUGAUAAACCAUCAAUCAGCUCGUCCAGCACCACCUUCCUCCCACGAGUCAGCACCGUCGUCCUCCCUCCGUCACCCUCCCCCUGUUCGGUCUCCACACUGAACCUGCAGCUGCUGGAAACCAGGACGGGCCGUGGCCACGGACACACAGUGACCGCUGACGAGGACGAGGACCGAGAGAGGUCAGGUACCAGCCACAGACCCCCCCGACUUCCUGUUAACACGGAGCUGCUGUUGUACAUCCAGAACAGUUCGGUUGUUACCAUGGAAACAGAAAAUACUGCAUUAAGACCAAACAUCACAGCAGGAGGUAACGUGACUCAGGUGCGUGGUGAUGAUGAGAAAUUGUCCUCAGACAGUGAGGACGUCUCAGACUUCAGGUUUAAAGGAAACACCAACAGUUCUGUGAUUCAUGCUGAAACUCCAGAGCAAGUCCAGUGUGGCGAUGUCUCACUGACCUCCAAAGAUCCAGGGACCACAGAAGAAGAUCAGGCAAAGCUUCCAGACCCUCUGUCAGAGCUGGUGGGGUUGGCGCUGAGUUUCGACCGUCCCACAGACAAGGACGUCGCAAACCUCAGGCCCAAAGAAGAAACCAGUAGCCCCAUCACUCCAGUUACUGUCUCAUCUAAUCAACAUCAAACUGGAGACCAGCAGCAACAGGCUGACCUCUCACCCAGAGCAACCAGAGACACCUUCACCGAUGAUUCUGUGACUAAAGACGGCUUUACACCAAAGGUUGACUCCUCCCAUUACGAUGAAGAUGUCUCGCAUUUCGAAGAGGAAGCCAGAAACCCUGUCCUGUGUGGUCCACAACCAAAUCAAGACCGGAACCAACAAGUCAACUUUUCAUGCAGUGCCAUCAGAAAGACCAUUACUAAGAAUUUAGACACAGAGAAAGCUGGACAUCACGUGAGACCAUGGCCACAUGUGUCCUCAGAGUCUUCCUCUGAUCUGCAUCUGGACGAGCGAGGGUCGGGACAGAGUUUGGAUCCACCCACUGGUGGAAAGGACACCUCAGAAAGCACAUCCAAAAAGGACACCAGCAGCUCUGGCAGUUCCGUCAUCUUACCCAAUCUGCACGUAGCUCAAGACGAGAACCGAGACAGCUCACCCAGGGACGUCAGAAAGGUCUCAGAUCAGACUGAAGAAUCUGAAGACCGGAUGAAACCUCCAGGUGUAGUGCCUGAAGCUCCGUCCUCUCUGCUUCCACAGGAGCAAUUUGACUUUGAUGGUGACCUGUCAACCCCACAGCCAUCGGGCAGGUUGGAGAUCAUUCAGGACCACCGCGGAGACAAAAACCACCUCAUCGUGCACAAAGGUCCCUUCAUCCAAAAGACUGACCUGCAUUUGGCAGAUCCUGAACCGGCCUACCAUCAGCACCAUUGUUUAAGUGUCCACACCAAGACAUGUGACCUCAGAGGUCACAUUUAUCAGCCAGUCACAGACCAUGUCCUCGUCCCCACACAGCCGUCAGGUUCCACGUCUCUGAAUCCUGGUUUGAGGUGGUCUGGUCGGGUGGUGGACUGUCUCGCUGAAAGCUGCUGUAUCUGUUCUCCUGUUUCAAAGUCCAGGCAGGAAGCAGAGUGCAAUGAAAACACAGAUCCUCUGAGUCCUGGUUGCUGGCUGUUUGAUGAAGUGGACGAGGAGCUGGAGGACAUAUGGAAACAGACAGAACCCUGAAACCAAGUCAUCUCAGAAGCAGGUCUGACUGUCUGACAGGAUGUCCAAAGAAAAUGUACCACAUGUCCCUGCGUCCUCACACUCACAGACGUUAAUGGGGUCUGUCCAAGUCCAUGAUUCAUCUAAUCCAGUCUCAAGAAGUUUUUUUCCUCUUCCAGAGUUUCUGCUCAGGAUGUGAAGAAGUUGAGGAAAGAAAUACGACUCUUCCUCCUCCUCCUCAUUUUCACUAAGAUAUUUGUCCACAGAUUCUUUAGGAGACAGCUGUCCUGAGAUCAGAUGUCAGCCUGAAUAGAAAUAUAUUAACAUGUCAAACAUUCAGAAGCCGAACAUGUCCCAGAUUCAACUGUUGCCAGUGAUAAAUCCGAUUAAAGACGCUGAGAUUGGACUGAAAGACGCAGCCUGAUGCUCAGUGCUGGGUCCAGUCAUAUGUCACAACAUCAUGUAACAUCACUGAUACACAACCAGUGAUACUGGAUUUCACUGCAUGUUGAAAACUGAUCCUUUAAUUAUUGAAAAAAAAAUAAAGAAAAAUGUUUUUAA
Molecule: messenger RNA, 3241 nt
Organism: Toxotes jaculatrix (banded archerfish)
Lineage: Eukaryota; Metazoa; Chordata; Actinopteri; Toxotidae
Exons: 6
Coding region: 68-2701 (877 amino acids)
Source: RefSeq, a predicted model, not a curated record